AUGAAAACUAAAAGGCACAUUCAACAUCAUCUAUUUGAUUCAAAUAUAUUGGAAUAAUAUAAAACUAAUAAAAACGGAUUUUUUUCUAUUGUACUUACAUUCCUACUUAUUCUUGGGAGCUAAGCUGCUGAUUUUGAUUAGUAGGUAGAGGAGUUAUAGAACUCCAACUUUGGUUAAACAAUAUUACAAACCAUUUUGAUGGAAUUGCAAACCGGCGAUCCUGUAGUCUCUAAUCUUAUAGAUAUGGUUUAAGGUUUAGAAACUACCCUUGAGAAUGAAUAAGAAAGGGAUGAUAAAAGGAUAGCUAGAAUUACCUAAAAUUGUGACAUUGAUAUAAAUACUUUAAAAGAUCAAAUUAAUUAGAAUACUGUCAAUUCUUUAACUCUUAAGAGUGAAUUAGACAGCUUAAAUCCUUAGAAAGUGUCAGCAGUAGCUAGUCUAGAAAGAAAAAAUAAUGAAAUUAAUGAUCUAAAAGCAGAACUCAAUUAUCAAACUCAUAAAAGAGAGACAGAAACCAUUACAUAUUAAGUUAUAUUAGAUAAUUUGGAAUAAGCAUUAUUUGGUGUUAAUCAAGUUAAAGGAUAUUUCAAUAGUUAUUUAGACGUACUUGUCAAAAAUAGAAAAAGAUUUGACAAACCUGAACCUUCAUUCUUGUAAGAAACAUACAGUUUCAAAUAUGAUUAAUCUGAAGUUGAUGACGCAGAAGAUUAAGGCUAAUAAUUUACAUCAUUCACUUAAGUAGCCGCUAAAGUCAAUAAAUUGAAGCAUCAUGUACAUUUAGAAGGAUACAGAGCCAUGCUUGAAAUGAUGAGUCGUUUAGCCGCCAAAGCUUAAGAUGAACCUUCUUAAGCAGAAGUUUUGACUAGAAAAGUCUUAUCAAUCUUAAAAUAAAUUGAGAAUUAUAUUUAAUCCGAAAGAAUUAGAGAAGAUUAAGCAGAAGCACUCAGAUCUGGCAAUUUUGAUUUACUCUAAACCCUAUUGUCUGAUUAAUUAGUCUAAGCUAGUUAAGAUAGAACAUAUAUGGAAGGACUUGUCGAAUCAUUAUCAACUAGAAUUUAAUAAGCAUCAAAUGAAAAGUUUGAAGUUGAUUCAAAAAUUGUUGCCAAAACUCGAGAAUUGGAUAAUCGAGAAACAGAUUGCAGACUUAAAAAAAAUGAAUAUGAUACUGACACAGCCAACAGAAUUAAAUAAAAGAGGGUUGUAGCAGUUGCAGUUGAUCUAAUCUCCUCAAAGUUAGGACAACUUAAGAGAAAAUUGCUUGCUAAUUGAAAUUGAAUUAAUUAUGAUAGCAAUUAAUAACAGAUAAUUUAUAAUUUC
Messenger RNA from Paramecium tetraurelia, 1317 nucleotides. RefSeq lists its product as uncharacterized. The record is from RefSeq and is a predicted model, not a curated record. NCBI's taxonomy places the organism in Eukaryota, Ciliophora, Oligohymenophorea, Peniculida, Parameciidae. The transcript has 5 exons.